AACUUUUAUAACUUACGAAAACAACAUGGCUGCCGGAUCAGUAGAUAUUUUACCACAAGCAGUUGAGUUUGUUUUAGACAACUGGACUGUAUUACAACUAGCUGUACAGCAUGGGUUUGGUGGAGCCGAUAGUAGGGAUAAAGUAUUUUGGUUUAAGGAUGUCAUAGUUCAGGUUUUAACUGAUAAUCAAAYAGUAGAAUGUGAUGAGUUAGAGGACUAUAUUAGUGAAAUCUUAUAUAACGAAUUUGAUACGGUUGUUGAAGAUGGUAGCUUAGAAAAGAUAUCUCAAAAACUUUGUCAAUUUCAAUCCCAAUGGAGAACUGGAAAGACAGAAAAUAUACAAAAAGAAAUCCAGUCUAUAUCACCAGUAAAGCUAACACAGUCUGRCAAAGCUGAAGAAAAAGAGGAUGAUUGUGAUGAAGACAUGGAUGAGACCUUGGAGUCCAGUCAGCAGUGUACAUGUGAAGCUGCUACUAGCUCCARUACGUCAUGUCUUCACUGCAAUAGCAUCCAAGAAGGAAUUGGAAACCUCAGCAUUACAUCAAAUUUACAAGAAAUGUCACAAAAUAAAGCUGAAGUUAAAAAUGAUGAGGAAGAAGAAGGAUGGGAAGUCGUGCGGAGAUCAAAAAAACGUUAAUUAUAUUGUAUWACUAUUUUUAAGACCCCAUCAAUAUUUGAUAAACCCAGCAAUAAAAUACGGUUUCUUUAAUUCAA
Messenger RNA from Exaiptasia diaphana, 714 nucleotides. Its product is annotated as pre-rRNA-processing protein TSR2 homolog. Bases 26 to 637 code for a protein of 203 amino acids. Lineage: Eukaryota; Metazoa; Cnidaria; Anthozoa; Actiniaria; Aiptasiidae. Gene Ontology annotation, biological process: maturation of SSU-rRNA from tricistronic rRNA transcript (SSU-rRNA, 5.8S rRNA, LSU-rRNA). Gene Ontology annotation, cellular component: nucleus. The transcript has 5 exons. The record is from RefSeq and is a predicted model, not a curated record.